GUGGUUAAAAAUUAUUACUCGGAAGAUUUUUCAAAUAUUAAAUAUUGAAGCACGAAAACUCUAUUUAUUCGAUAAAUGAAAAAAAAAAUGAACUCAACAAGGCGUUGAGAUUACAAUUAAAAGAACACACAUAAUAUUUCAAAACAAAAGUAAUUUGGAUAUUUAAAAACAAACAAAAGAAAGAAUUUAUUUUACAAAACAAAAAAAUAGAAGCUGAUUGCUUUAUUUUGCAUUUCAAGAUAUCAACGAAAAUUUAGAAGCCUCGGCCUGCAAUGCACACAUACAACGAUGGUUUAAAUUACGUGCCACUAUUGGCGGCUCAAAGCGCCGCACCACACAUGAGCAACGCCAGCGGAGUUUGCUUCAACUCAGCGCGACGUACCGCACGAGGGAUGUCACCGACGACAACGGCCAGCGUCAUCUGUUAUAACGGCAACUAUGAGGGCGAUCUCAGCAUGUUCGGCAGCAAGCCAACACUGGCGGCGCUGACACAACAACGCCGCCUAGAGCUGGUGGAAACCGAUUCGGAUACCGAGUACAGACGCGAAUUGGAAGCUUAUCAACCGCCACAGCGAAGUAACGCUAACCGUAGUAGUGGCAUCGAGCGACAACUGCGGCGACUGCUCAUUUACUAUGGCGAUCGUGUGCUGAGCCCCAAGCGACGUCAACAAGCCACAGCAUUCACGAGCAGAAUCUAUAAGAGUUCAUAUUAUCAGCGUAUAAGCGAAUUGCUGUACCGAGCCUGCGCCUGGACGCUGUGGCUAUUGCAACUGAUGCUAUUCACCCUGCUACGUUUCACCAACAGCAGCUAUGGUUGUUGGCGUAGUUGUAUUCUGAUGCGAAAUACAGCGCGGCGUUUGCUUUGGUGGAUGACAUUGGCGAAAUGUGGCGAUGUGAAACUUUUCGUGAUGAUACUGCUCGGCACACCGCUCGUAUUUGUUAUCGCCGUUGUGGGUCUACUACUCUCCAUCUAUUGUGCACUGCGAGAAUAUUUUAGUAAUGCAAAUUUUCUACGACGAUUUCAUGUCACCUGAAGUAACACACACACACACACACACAUACUCUGUGCCCACAUAUAGAGAGAAAUAUAUUUUUGAGCAUUUUCAACACGUUUGUAAACUUGCGAGAAGCGAUAUUAAUUAUUGACAAGCGAAAUUCCAUGUGCCACUUUUAUAAAGCGCACACGACAAAAAUAAGAUAGAUUUCUAAAUAUAUUUUUUAAUUUUAUAACUAUUAUUAAAUUUAUUUUGCAUAAAUUUAGUGCAGCAAAUAAAUUUUCGUAAUUUGCCUCGAAAAAAUAAAUAUUUUUCCUCCAGUUCGGUGACGCGUAUUUCCGUUUUCAAUUAGCGUGUGGACUGAUCAUCGUUGACACAAGUGGCUUUGUAUGACAGCUUAUCAUUUUGUAAAUAUACACCACGAUUACUAUACACAUAUGUUUGUGUGCGUGUGCGUGUGUGCUUACAAAAUCUGCUAUAUGAUAUGUAUGGUAGUUAUGAUGUACGAUACUUGGCGUGGGACACUUUUUUAGUCUGCUUUAGUUAAGUUAGCUAUGUGUCAUUGUGGCUAUUAAUAUCAGAUUCAAGGAGUGGUAUUUGCAAUAAAAAUAAAUUAUAAAAAAUAAAAGAAAUUACAAAUUUUAUAAAGA
Messenger RNA from Bactrocera oleae (olive fruit fly), 1645 nucleotides. RefSeq lists its product as uncharacterized. NCBI's taxonomy places the organism in Eukaryota, Metazoa, Arthropoda, Insecta, Diptera, Tephritidae. The record is from RefSeq and is a predicted model, not a curated record.